Onychostoma macrolepis is the source of this 490-nucleotide messenger RNA. It is a transcript of the gene ndufa6, whose product is annotated as NADH:ubiquinone oxidoreductase subunit A6. Gene Ontology annotation, biological process: response to oxidative stress. The transcript is spliced from 3 exons. NCBI's taxonomy places the organism in Eukaryota, Metazoa, Chordata, Actinopteri, Cypriniformes, Cyprinidae. The record is from RefSeq and is a predicted model, not a curated record. Bases 39 to 428 code for a protein of 129 amino acids.
AGCGGAGUCGCGCAUGCGCAGAGCAGCGGCGGAGUUUAAUGAUGGCGUCCAGCGCAGCGACUCGCUCCGGAGCCGCCGCCGUUAAAGUCGUUAAACCGAUCUUCAGCCGCGACCUGAGUGAAGCCAGGCGCAGGGCCCGCGAGCUCUACCGGGCCUGGUACCGAGAGGUGCCUAGCACAGUGCACACGUUCCAGCUGGACAUCACUCCGCAGCAGGGCCUCGAGAAGCUGCGGGAGAUGUUCGACAAGAACAAGCACGUGACCGACCCGCGCGUCAUCGACAUGCUGGUCAUCAAGGGGAAGAUGGAGCUGGAGGAGACCAUUAACGUCUGGAAGCAGAAGACGCACAUCAUGCGCUACUUCCACGAGACCGAGGCGCAGCGUCCCGCCGACUUCCUGUCCAAAUUCUACCACGGACACGACCCCUGACCCCUGAAAUGUGUUGUGAUUUUCUUUUUCUGAACUGUAAAUAUACACUGAUGCUGAAACUC